This is a messenger RNA of Otolemur garnettii (small-eared galago), 1440 nucleotides long. RefSeq names its product zinc finger AN1-type containing 6 (gene ZFAND6). Gene Ontology annotation, biological process: protein targeting to peroxisome. Bases 422 to 1072 code for a protein of 216 amino acids. The record is from RefSeq and is a predicted model, not a curated record. The transcript has 8 exons. Gene Ontology annotation, molecular function: polyubiquitin modification-dependent protein binding; DNA binding; zinc ion binding. NCBI's taxonomy places the organism in Eukaryota, Metazoa, Chordata, Mammalia, Primates, Galagidae.
AAUAAUUAGCCUGCGGGCGGGGUAUUCCGCGUCAGCGCGAGACUCCGGCCAAUCCCUGCGCUCUCCCCCGCGGUCACGUCACAGGCCGAACAACCAAACAGAAAAGUUUAAUAAACAGCGGACUGAGGGGCCGACGGCGGCGGGGCCGGAGCGAGCAGGGGUUCGGCGGCCUCACCUGUCCCCAUUCACCGGCGGCGACCGGCGGCGGCGGGCAGCGCGUCAGGCGGACAGAGCCGCCGCCAGGAAUGAAUCUGAAGUCUGCUGCAGUAAAACACUGAAGGCUUUAAAAUGUUUUCUUGCAUAAAACUCAAACUUUAAGUAGCUGCUUAUGAGGAUAGGGAAGGCAGGAAGCUAAUGUCUGUCUCAAGAUACAGGACAGCUGUUUGCUCAUCAACCUCAACUGUGUGUGCAACAGAGGAACAUGGCUCAAGAAACUAAUCACAGCCAAGUGCCUAUGCUUUGUUCCACUGGCUGCGGAUUUUAUGGAAACCCUCGUACAAAUGGCAUGUGUUCAGUAUGCUAUAAAGAACAUCUUCAAAGACAGAACAGUAGUAAUGGUAGAAUAAGCCCACCUGCAACUUCUGUCAGUAGUCUGUCUGAAUCUUUACCAAUGAACUGCUUAGAUAUGUUAAAUUCUUACUAUAUUACUUUAGUUAAUACUUAUGUGUGGAGAUCAUCUUUUAAAAUGAAAUGCUUUUGCUUUUGUAGCCCUGUAUCAAAUCAGUCACUUUUAUCAGAAUCUGUAGCAUCUUCCCAAGUGGACAGUACCUCUGUGGAUAAAGCAGUACCUGAAACAGAAGAUCUGCAAGCUUCAGUAUCAGAUACGGCACAGCAGCCAUCUGAAGAGCAAAGCAAGUCUCUUGAAAAACCAAAACAAAAAAAGAAUCGCUGUUUCAUGUGCAGGAAGAAAGUGGGACUUACUGGGUUUGAAUGCCGAUGUGGAAAUGUUUACUGUGGUGUACACCGUUACUCAGACGUACACAAUUGCUCUUACAAUUACAAAGCUGAUGCUGCUGAGAAAAUCAGAAAAGAAAAUCCAGUAGUUGUUGGUGAAAAGAUCCAGAAGAUUUGAACUCCUGCUGGAAUACAAAAUCCUUUGACCAUCUGCAAACUAAAAAUUGACUUGACUUUUUUUUCCUAGUCAUUGGGAAUGUAGAGCAAUGUAUCUUGCAUAGACCUUUUAAUCAUGCAUGUCAUCAGAAGAAUAGAUUUUUGUUUUUGUUUUGAAAAUGACUCUGAACAUUUAUUUCCAUUGCAGUUUCUGUGGCUAAAAAGACUUAAAACUUUACAAGUAUUAUCCUUUUAAGAUCAUUUUAAUUUUAGUUGAGUGCAGAGGGCUUUUAUAACAAACAUGGAGAAAUUUUGGAGGGCUGUAAUUUUUCCAGUAUUAAACAUGCAUGCGUUAAUCUUGCAGUUUAUUUUCUCAUUGUGUAUAUAUAU